ACCUUACAUAAGAAUGAAUCAGAUUAUCAAAGUGAGCCAAAAAGAACCACAAAAUACAAACUGUAGUAUGCAGUCCAUUUUCAUGGACAUGAGAGAACCCUUAUCUCAAUAAAUAAGUACUCCUUUAAAUAAAAACAGUAAAGCCUCCAAUCUUAACCUGUUCCCAAUUCAUCAUAGUAACAACAAGGCAGUUUAAAAGUAAACCCAACUGACUUUCUUCUCACUCUCUGCUUCUCUUUCUCUUUCUCUCUUUGUACUUUGUAUUUGGUAGUAACUUGCUUGGCAUGGAAAAUUUUAGAUCCAAGUCAUGUAGACAUGGAAGCACGAUGAUAGAGAGCUACUAUGGAAGUAGGCCAGAUCCAGGUACAGGUCCAAUUCCAACUAGCAUGCAUCACCUGAGAAGUUACAGUUACAGUACUUGUCAUACCUCUGAAUCUGUAGCCCACAAGAAGAUGAAGAUGAAGAUGGGAAAGGAACUGAUAAAGAUAAAGAAAGGGAAGAACGCUAGUGUUGUUGAGCCCAGCAGCAGCAGCACCACCACAUCAAAAAGUUGGAGUAAGAAUAUAAAUUCAGAGUUGCAGAGGAAAAAGAGAAUUGCUGGGUACAAGGUGUAUUCUGUGGAGGGUAAGAUGAAGGGCUCUUUGAGGAAGAGCUUCAGAUGGAUCAAGGACACUUGCACUCAUGUCAUCUAUGGAUUCUCCUCCUGAUCCAAAUAUCAAUCCAAUCCAAUCCAAUCCAAUCAUCAUUUGUUUUCCUCUUAUUUUAUGUUUCUUUCUGUCUUUCAUAUAACAUAUAUAUGUUUGUCAUCUAUCAUUUAUAAUAAUGCUAGUAGCAUGCACUGGAACUACCCUUUUAUCUUUAUAUAUAUAUGCCAUGGAUUAUGAAUAAAAUUCUGUCUUUGACCUUUUUAA
Camellia sinensis is the source of this 911-nucleotide messenger RNA. NCBI's taxonomy places the organism in Eukaryota, Viridiplantae, Streptophyta, Magnoliopsida, Ericales, Theaceae. The record is from RefSeq and is a predicted model, not a curated record.